UGGUCAGACAGUUCUGGAACUCCUAGGCUCAGGCAAUCUGUCCUGGGAUCAGGACUGUGAGAUCCUGGGCAGAUCGCCAGAGCCUAGGAGUUCCAGACCCGCCUGACCAACAUGGAGAAACCCCGUCUUUACUAAAAAAAUAUACAAAAUUAGCCUCCACCAUGGACUCAGGUACAGCUCCUACCUGAACAUGGCACGCAGCAGCAGGGGCUGCAACCCUGACACUGUCAGCGUCACCAGCAGCGCGAAUCCUUGGGCCAGAAGCCUCUGGGGCGCCUAAAUCAGGGGGUGGGUCCCUGACUGCAGGAGGGCGGGAACCGACCCUCAGUGCCACCCCAGAGGCUGCACCGUGCCCAGUGCCAGGGUCCAGCUCCUGGAUCGCAGGUCGAGGAGGGGCUGGGAGUGGCUAUGUCAAGCGGGCCGUGUGGCAUGGCGCCCCCCAUGUUCCGUUCCAGGGAGGCCCGCCAACACGGAAGUGCCUCAGCGGCAGUUGCCACCUGCACGCGGUGCCUGGGGAACGUGGCCAGGGCGCGUGUCUCCUCAGCCUGUUGAGCUGCGCAUGCGCUGCUGGCUAACGGCUCUGCUCUGCGCGUUUCUGCUGAGAGAGGCCUGAGUGUGCAAGAGCUUGGCGAAAACAGAACUUUUUACGGGUGUCGAGGCACUGCGUGGACUGAAGAAGGGCAAAGACGAUCUGGGUGGGAGGGGGCGGGUGGUGGCUGGGGAAGGGCUAGCGGGAAGCUAGGGCCAACGGAGGGGUUUGGGGGAGGGCGAUCCGGAGGCGCGGGCUCUCUCUAGCAGGUUGCCGCAGCCAUGCAGUGGCUCUCUCCAGUCGGUGGCAAUGACUUGCCCACGGGCCAGGUGCGCCCGAGCCCCUUCAGCCAGCUAGUGUACACCAACAACGACUCCUACAUCAUCCAGUACGGGGAUCUUAGAAAGAUCCAUAAAGCUGCCUCCCGGGGCCAAGUCUCAAAGCUGCAGAAGAUGACAGUGAAGAAGAAGACCAUCAACCUUAAUGUAAAAGACGCCAGGAAGAGGACUGCUCUACACUGGGCCUGUGUCAACGGCCAUGCGGAAGUAGUAACAUUUCUGGUAGACAGAAAGUGCCAGCUUGACGUCCUUGAUGGUGAAAACAGGACACCUCUGAUGAAGGCUCUACAAUGCCAGAGGGAGGAUUGUGCAAAUAUUCUGGUAGACUCUGGUGCCGGUCUAAAUAUUGUAGAUGUGUAUGGCAACACAGCUCUCCAUUAUGCUGUUUAUAAUAAGAAUUUGUCAGUGGUGGCAAAACUGCUGUCCCACGGUGCAGUCAUCGAAACGCAAAACAAGGCUAGCCUCACACCACUUUUACUGGCCAUAACGAAAAGAAGUGAGCAAAUUGUGGAAUUUUUACUGACAAAAAAUGCAAAUGCGAAUGCAGUCAAUAGCUUUAAAUGCACAGCUCUCAUGUUCGCUGUAUGUCAUGGAUCAUCAGAGAUAGUCGGCAUGCUGCUUCUGCGAAAUGUUGACGUCUUUGCUGAAGAUACGUGUGGAAUGACUGCAGUACGUUAUGCUAUUGCUUGUGGAUUUGAUCACAUUCAUCAACAACUUUUGGAAUAUAUACGAAAAUUAUCUAAAAAUGCCAGUCCAGAUCAGAUGAUCCCAUCAGAAUCCAAACAAAAGGACAAAGAAGAAAAUUCUUGGGAUUUAGAGAGUGACCGUGAGACUGUUUCACAGAAGGAUGUGUGUUUACCCAAGGCUACACCUCAAAAAGAAUUCCAUAUGAUAAGUGAAAAAUUAGAAGGUAAGAACCAUUUUUUACUUAAAAGCCAUUUGACCAAAUAUUUCUCUAAACUGAUGAGGAAGAAUAUCCUCUAAUAGCCAAAGAGAAUUACCUUCUAAAUGCAAAGUGCGGAG
Messenger RNA from Macaca mulatta (Rhesus monkey), 1890 nucleotides. The record is from RefSeq and is a predicted model, not a curated record. NCBI's taxonomy places the organism in Eukaryota, Metazoa, Chordata, Mammalia, Primates, Cercopithecidae.